UUCAAAGUGUUCUCUAUUCGUAAGUUCCAAGACAAAACCGCCUCUAUGAAGAGUUGACCAAUCACAGCGUAGAUUGAUGUAUGAAAUUAAUAUGGCGUCUGCUAGUGUUUUGUUAACAGCCGGCUUCUGCUUUAAUUAGUUUUUAUCGAGAAAAACAUUGUAAAAUGGAAGUUAAUAUUACGCCCGCGCAAGGUAAUAAUGCUAGAAAAAGGGUACGCAAUGAAUAUAACUGGAAACGCAAUGUACAAAAGCGCAACAGAUAUUCUGCAAAAAAGCUACCAGAUUUGAAUAAUCUAGGAAAAUGUCGACAUAAAACUAAAGAUUACAAAUGCAACGACAUAAAUCACCAAGAUGUACGAAAAUUCCAUCAGUCGUUUUAUUCAAAACCUGAGAAAAUUUAUCAAGACAAUUUUAUUCUCAAGUUUAUUCGAAUACAUUACCCUUUAGAACGAAAACGUAAAAAAGGAACCAGAGCGCCUUCUGAAACAUAUACGAAUUUUUAUAUCAGAACUUAUGUGAAACCUUAUCGAAUGAAAAAAAUUUGCCAAAGAGUAUUCUUGCAAAUACUUGGAAUCGGAAUUCAUCGGGUCCGCAACAUUGCAAAAAAAUUUUUAACUGCAGGACAAUUACCUAUAGAGAGUAGAGGCGGUGACAGAAUUUCGCAUAAAAAUACGCACAAAGCACAGGCUGUCAUGCAGUUCAUAGAAUCGUUUAAAUGUGUUGAAUCACAUUAUUGUAGAUCAUCUACAUCGACCAGAAAAUAUGUUUUGUCUGAAUUAAACAUAAAAAAAAUGUGGAAAAUGUACCAAGUAAAACAUUCAGAUGAAUUUAAGGUUCGGCAAUGCUUCUUUAGAAAUAUUUUCGUAAAAAAAUAUAAUAUUGGAUUCAAAACUCCACGUGUAGACGUCUGUUCUAAAUGUUUAGAAUUUAGUGUAAAGAUAAAAUCACAACAAAAUCCUGCUUUGAAGCAAAUGCUAAUAACUGAACAGCGUAUACACAAAUUGAAAGCCAAUAGUUUUUAUUACUAUUUGAAACAAAAGGAAGAUAAAACAUUAACGAUGUCUUUUGACUGUCAAAAAAACCAAGUCCUCCCUAAAAUUCCCGACCAAUCGGCGUAUUACAGUCGGCAGUUGUAUAAUUACAAUUUUACGAUAGUUGUCGGCACCUCAACUCAGAACUUUCUAAAAGAAAACGUACACAUUUAUACAUGGACAGAAAACACUCAUUGUAAAUCAUCGAAUGAAAUCGCGUCCGCUGUUUUUGAUUUACUGAAGAAAAUCGACCUUGCAGGUAAGAAAAAAGUAAGAAUGUUAGCAGAUGGCUGUACUUCCCAAAAUAAAAACAGUAUUUUACUUGCUAUGAUUGCUUUCUGGCUGACUAAUCAUGCUCCACGGCAUAUAAAGACAGUUGAGCUUAUUUUUCCAGUACCCGGUCAUUCCUUUAUGCCGGCGGAUAGAAUAUUCGGUCUUAUAGAAAAGGAAAUAAAAAGCAAAGAACAAGUAAUUCUACCUCGCGAAUACAUCUCAAUAUAUGAAAAUUAUGGUCAGAUAACAAAACUUGGUGUGGAAUGCGAAGUGAAAAACUGGAAGGAAUAUUGCAGUAAUAUAAUGAAACCUACAAAUCAAUAUCAUUUUAAGUUUGCCGAAUGUAAAAGAUUUUAUAUAACCAGGGUAAAGAAUAGGGAAGGUCGCUUUUUACUGCGAGGAGAAGUGAAUUACAAGACAGAUUUAGGAGUAGCAAAAAGUGUGAUGAAGAGGAAUACUACGACGUCUUCGGUUGGUGUCAGAGUAGUAGAGCCGUUCAAUGUUUCAGUGAGUAAAUUAAAACUGGAUGAUGUUGAUUCUCUUUUAGUCAAGCAUUACGGUUGCCACUGGAAAACUGAAUUCGCUAGUGAGUUAUCAUUUUAUAAAAAUGCCAUUGAAAACGUCCCUACAUUUGACGGAGAAUUAACUAAUGACGAACCCUGUGAAUUCUUACCGGAACAAGGAGUAUCUAUAUAAUCUGCCUGUCAAAAAUCUGUUUUGUUUUUCAAACAUUAUUAAAUUACUUUUGCCUAAAUGCCUGUGCCUUAUUGCAUAACACUUUACCUAUGAAGAAGUUUAUGUCAAAACCUACUCUAUCGAAAAGUUGUAGAACAAAAGCGCCUCUAUUCGCCACUUAGAUUCAAAAUCUCCACUAUUGAAACUUUAACAAUAAUUAUCUCAAGUUAUGUUCAUUUCUUAUCACUUUUUCUUUAACUAUUUGAAUUAUUGUAUAUUUUUGAAGCUAUUAUGAUAAUAAACGCUGCUCAAUCAUGUACAAAUUUAUUUUUUCAAGUUUUCGACCAGUAAAUUCAAAUUGAUAUAAAUGGAUAGAGGCGC
Chilo suppressalis (striped riceborer) is the source of this 2360-nucleotide messenger RNA. Lineage: Eukaryota; Metazoa; Arthropoda; Insecta; Lepidoptera; Crambidae. The record is from the annotation of a GenBank genome assembly.